CCCUCAUUAUAAGACACCCUAUUUAAUAGACGCUCUGUAUAAGACACACUCAAUACUAGAUGCACCUCUAUUUAAGAGACCACCCCAAUUUUAUCCCUUGCGUUCUCAAUCAUAUUCGGUGCUAUUUGGACUCAACAUCCUACAAAUGCCAAAUUGAAUAUAUUUCUCCAGAAGAAAAACCUUUAUUUCCUGCUAUAAUUGAUCCGCCAUAUAAUGAUAGACAAAAGAAGGAUAGACAAUUCUGGCCACUUUGCAAAGACUUUUCUGCUGCCUCCUCCUACUUGGUCAAAAAUCCAGCUUGGUCACCAGCCAUGUCACCCUCCUCCAGUUGCAAUUUAUCAAACUUCUCUUCAAGUCCGAGUGCUUCCCCACCAAAUAAUGAUUCUUCCUCUCCUCCCCCAACAACUUUUUAUACUCCCUCAACUUCCUUUUUACUUGAUGAUUAUUUACACUAUACGAGAGAUACUUUAUCGCCGCUAAGUGCAAAUCAAGCAGCGCCUGGAGAAGUUGAGCCUGAUGUCAACGUGAUCACUCUACUUGUUCAAUAUAUUAGCGAAGCCCCUGAAAUGGAUAAUCGCUUGGCUAGAGCAUUGCGUCGACUUUCUUGUCAUCAAAGUGGAUUGCCUUUAUUGCUUGAAAUGAAUUUUCAACGAAUUAUUAUUUCGAGGCUUAUAAGAAGGAAUUGUUUAUUAAAUCGUUAUGCCCGCCCAUGUGGUCGUUGUGACGUACGUCGAGAUUUUGGACGUCUACUUUUGUCUGAUCACGCUUUACUAGCUGAUUCUAGAAUGGGGGAAUAUAUUUUACUUACAACACAAAUGGACCCAACUAAAAAUCUUUUGGAUUCUACAGAUGAGGAAAAUAAAAGAAUUUAUACAUUAAUGGCUGCAGUGAUUUUAAUUCGGCAGCCUGAACGCAGAUCCCGUUUCUUUUUAAAAUUUCGGCCAAUUGAAGCUAUUUUUGAUGUAUUUGGAGAUUUGUUGCGUAAAUGUUCGCAAAAUGAAAUUUCACUUGAAGAUGGAAGUAGAGAGGCAACUCUAUGUUGUGAUAUAAUAGCUACAUUAGCCUGUAUAUUCCCCCACCAACUCUUAGAAUCAUCAACAACAUCAAUUAGCAAUUUUAUACCUAUUGAAGCUACAAAAAGCGACCAAAAAUGUCUUUUACUUGGAAAAAAUUUUGAAAAUUCAACAGAAGAAAUUCUCAACUUUCGUAAUAGUAAAGGACAACAUUUAUUGACGGUGUUAAAAGAAGACUUGUGCAAUUUUAAUGAAUAUUUUUCGGUUUAG
Meloidogyne enterolobii is the source of this 1283-nucleotide messenger RNA. NCBI's taxonomy places the organism in Eukaryota, Metazoa, Nematoda, Chromadorea, Rhabditida, Meloidogynidae. The record is from the annotation of a GenBank genome assembly.